Molecule: messenger RNA, 1499 nt
Organism: Acanthopagrus latus (yellowfin seabream)
Lineage: Eukaryota; Metazoa; Chordata; Actinopteri; Spariformes; Sparidae
Gene: mfap2
Product: microfibril associated protein 2
Exons: 9
Coding region: 291-788 (165 amino acids)
Biological process (GO): embryonic eye morphogenesis
Cellular component (GO): microfibril
Source: RefSeq, a predicted model, not a curated record
UGUUUCUUGGUCACCUUAUUUAAAAGGUGGUGACCAGCACCCGAUCAGCUCAUCCAUACUUCUGAUCCUCGCGGGUGUCGGGGUGUUGUUGCGGGUCGGUGCCGGGACCGCUGGGGGCUGCGGGCUGCGGGCUGGAGGCUGGACUGGACGGGGAGGAGACUACAGAUGCGGGGUGGUACAAUGUGGCGCUGCGAGUCCUCCUGCACUCAGAGGACGCAUGAGAGCCGAGGACAGCCGGAGCGAACUGAAGCAGAGUUAGUGAUCAAGUCAGUCUACCUCCCAGAGUGACCAUGAGAGUCCUCCUGCUCAUCUGCAUGCCAGUUCUGCUGCUCGCCCAGGCCCCGUACCUGGAACCGAUUCCAUAUUUGGAAGAGUAUGGGCUGGAUUAUUUUCCAGAUAGUCCAGACAGUCCUGACUCCCUUCCUGGAACCUACCGGCAGCAGGUUCGACACAACCCAGCGGUCCGUCCAGGCAAAUCAGAGUCUGAUUUGGAGACGGAGCCCACAGAGCCUGGCCCUCUCGACUGUAGAGAGGAGCAGUACCCCUGCACCAGACUCUACUCUGUUCACAAGCCAUGCAAGCAGUGCCUGAACAGCCUCUGCUUCUACAGUUUGCGACGGGUGUACGUCAUCAACAAGGAGGUCUGCGUGAGGACUGUGUGUGCGCACGAAGAGCUGAUCAGAGCGGACCUGUGCCGCGACCAGUUCUCUCGCUGUGGCGUGGCGGCGCUGAGCGGCCAGUGUUCAUCACUAGGAGGAAGCUGUGGGAAGAGCUGCGGUGGCUGCUGAUGGAGGACGGAGAUCAGGGAUGCUACCUGCCCAGAUACUGCCGCUUUUCCUUCCACUUGUCCUCCACCUCCUGUUACCCGCUUUCUCCUCCCAGUGUUUCCUCGACAACUUAUUAUUCCUGUGCCAAAAGCACUCCUGCAUUUCAAGUUUCUCCUUCUGUCUCUCUUCUGACAUGUAUGGCUGCCCAGUAGAUCCUGUGUGUACGGAUAAAUAUACUCCAAAGAACAUUGAUGAUUGUAUAAAUCACUGGUGCUAUAAAAUCAUCACACUGGUGCUAUAAAACUAUUAGAGAUGCACAUAAAAACAUCUUUUUUUUUCUAUUUUUAUGAUUGCAUAUUGUGCCGUUAUAUUACUCUCGUGCUUUGUGUUUGUUGAUGUGUUACUGUACUUGUGUGGAAAAGCAGUCAUUGUCGCGAACUCAACGGCAGCCACUGUGCACUGACAUCAGACAAAACUAAUCCAGCUGCCGACACUCUCAUAGCUGAAGAUCAUGAGAUGUGUGAAGGAACAGGUGGUGAGUGACCUCAGUUUUUUGUACUACUGCCACCUGGACGCCCUCGAAACCAAGCAGCGAGCUCACAGAAACGUAUUCCAGUGGCGACAAGUGCUUUAAAAAGGCAUCUCGCAAACAGCCCCUGUACUACUGCUUUGUAAAACUGUCACUAUAAAGACCGAGAAAUAAAAAAUAAACUUUUUUUUUUUUUAACGACA